This is a messenger RNA of Aspergillus saccharolyticus JOP 1030-1, 2568 nucleotides long. RefSeq names its product putative Zn(II)2Cys6 transcription factor. Gene Ontology annotation, molecular function: zinc ion binding; RNA polymerase II cis-regulatory region sequence-specific DNA binding; DNA-binding transcription activator activity, RNA polymerase II-specific. The record is from RefSeq and is a predicted model, not a curated record. Bases 1 to 2568 code for a protein of 855 amino acids. The transcript has 7 exons. Gene Ontology annotation, biological process: regulation of transcription by RNA polymerase II; DNA-templated transcription. Lineage: Eukaryota; Fungi; Ascomycota; Eurotiomycetes; Eurotiales; Aspergillaceae. Gene Ontology annotation, cellular component: nucleus.
AUGUCUCCGACACCACCAUCCACAACCUCCUCGAGCGCUGGCGCAUUUUCUCCAGAGGGACAAUUCAGAGUCAUUAGGAAAAGAAACCGAGUCCCUCUCUCGUGUGCGCCAUGUCGGCAUCGGAAGCUGAAAUGCAACCGUGCUCAUCCCUGCGAGAACUGCAUCAAGCGGGGGGAUGCGACUUCGUGCUCAUACGCUCAAGCGAAUGCGCGGAAGAAGAACGUGUCGCAGCCGUCGGCUUCGAGCUCUCCGGACGAUAUGCAGAAUAGGAUUGAUCGACUAGAGAGCCUGGUGCUAUCGCUCAUGACAAAUGGAUCCCAGUCUGCAGGCCCCGCGGCGGCUAUCGCUGCGAUCUCUGGCAACAGCAGCAGCACGGGAUCUGUCCCGAACUCGGGUGAUAUCGACGUGGAUGUUGAAACUCCUGGUGGUCCGGAAGAGAGCGAUACCGAACAAGUCACAAAAUCGUUUGGUAUCAUGAAAGUGGACAACAACAAGUCCUAUUAUAUCAGUGAGGUACAUUGGGCAUCUGUGCUCAGUGAUAUCGCGGAAGUUCGAAAUUAUUUCCACACGCACAAGAAACAAUACGAGGAGCAAACUGAGAAACUCAAAACAACCCAGCUUCCAACUGACGUUCAGGGAUCCGCUCUGCUCUUUGGGGCUAUGAAACCUGCAAGUCGGGCGGAAAUAAUGUCCUCCUUCCCUUCGAAAUAUACGACAGACAUGCUGAUCGCGCGCUACUUCAGCUGCUAUGAUCCAUCGACGCAUAUUCUUCAUGGGCCCACCUUUCAGGCACAAUACAAUAAACACUGGGAAGAUCCGUCGCAAACGUGUACUAUCUGGAUUGGUAUGCUCUUUGCCAUGAUGCGAUUAGCCAUGCUCUCGUAUCAUCGCAACGGAGACGAACCCCCGGAGUUCCGGGGCAAGUCCCUAGACAUGGCUGGCACUUUCAGGAACCUCGUGGCUCAGUGCCUUACCUUAGCUGAUUAUACCAAGCCAUAUCCGUAUGUCAUCGAGAGUUUGAUCUUUCAUCUUCAUGGUGACUUCUGCCAAACCAGGGAAGCAGAUGUAUCUGUGUGGGUUCUUGUUGGUGUGAUUGCGCGACUAGCCAUGAGAAUGGGCUAUCACCGUGACUCGAAGAUGUUUCCAAAUAUAACACCUUUCCAGGGCGAGAUGCGUCGUCGCGUGUGGACUUUUGUGCGGCAGGCGGAUCUAUCAUUUUCCUCGCAAAUUGGAUUGCCUAGCAUGAUCCGCUCUACUGACAGUGAUACUGAGCUUCCACGAAAUCUGUACGACGACGACUUUGACGAGAAUUGUCAGGAACUUCCACCUUCGCGUCCGGCCAAUGAGCCGACGCCGAUAUCAUUCUUGAUUGCAAAAGCACGGCUGACAUACAUUUUUGGCCUUGUCACCGAGCAAACUUCACGUUGUUCGAAUGGAUCGUCUUAUGACAAAGUGAUGGAGCUUGAUGCGGAGCUUCGCCGAGCUCGAGAUCUGAUCCCGGAGCACUUGCUCGUUCGCCCUAUCGAGGAUUGUCCAUUGGACUCUCCCAAUCUCAUCUUGUCACGCUUUGCAGUCGUGAGUGUAUACCACAAAGCACAAUGCGUUCUUCAUCGACAAUACCUUGUUCGAGCGCGCGAAAACCCUCGAUUCACAUACUCUAGACGAACCUGCCUUGAUUCUGCAAUGGAGCUGCUGCGCUACCAAUCAAUGCUUCACGACGAGACGCGGCCCACAGGCCGUCUACGCAGCAGAUAUAACAAGCUAACCUCACUUGGCUCUUCCGAUUAUCUGCUCGCAGCAACCAUUUUUUGCCUCGAUCUCUACCACGGCCAGCAACUACAGGCAUCUGGUCGAACUUCCAGCGACUCUUAUGCCUAUAACCGGGAAGGUCGAGAAGAGAUGGUGGCCGCGCUGCAACGGAGCCAAGAGAUCUGGGACGAGCUUCGUGAUGAGACUAUUGAUGCUUGGAAAGCAGCCGGUGCUCUGGGAGUGAUGCUUGCCAAGCUGAACUUGGGAUUUGCCGAAAAUUCCGCCGCGUCCGCGGCGGCCUUCGAACCGCAGGAUGAGAAACAGAGCGCCGCGAUGACACUGGGACUUCUGAGCAGUGGAAUGAGCCCCAUGCCGUCAACAAGUCAGUCAACACUCAACGACUCUACCUACAAGAUGACAGACCAACAACUGUCGAUGCCUAAUGGCUUUGCAAACGCUGCAGAGAUUCCAGGGACACCAUCGCCGUUCAGCGCAAUGUUCGGGCAGGUGCCUGACAUGCAAUUGAACCUGGACUGGGACGCUUGGGAUACAUAUAUUCAAAAUUCAGCAAUGGAUAUACCUUCGCAAUGGUGGCCUGCGGGAGAUGUGCCACAGCAACAACCGGGUCAAGCCCCUUUAUCAACACAGUUGCCAGCAUCACAGAGCAACGUUCCUGACAGAAUGCGUUCCUUACCUCGGAGCACUAACGUAUACCUCGGAGAUGGCAAUGGCUAUGAUAAUAAUGUUGCCAUGUCCACGGCAGGCUAUUCUGUCAACUCCUCACCUCUUAAGAACUCAAGUACCGGGCCUGGAACCUAA